CACAACCACUGCCAGAGAAUGGCAGAAGGAAGUGAUGAAAACCAUCACCAGAGACCAUAAGUACGUCAUCAUCAGCAGCAUCCAGUUAGUGGGAGUGGUCCUGUACGUCUUUGUUCGCCCACAGCUCGCUCCUUUUAUACGAGAUGUUGCAGUGGAUAAAGUAAAGACCGGAUUAGGUGGCGCCACAGGUAACAAAGGCGGGGUAGCCAUCCGCUUUGUUCUCAACAGCACAUCCAUCUGUUUUGUCUGUGCACACUUAGCCGCAGGUCAGAAGGAGGUCAAUGAACGCAAUGCCAACUACACAGAAAUUACACGCAAGAUGUCCUUUCCCAUGGGGCGAACGAUUCUUUCCCACGAUUGUGUUUUCUGGUGUGGAGACUUCAACUACCGUGUGGAUCUCUCCAAUGAAGAGGUAAAAAGCUUGGUUGCCAGUGAAAAUUGGAGCGCUCUGCAAGAGAUGGACCAGCUGAAUCUCCAUAGAGCACAGAACAAUGCAUUUCAAGGCUUUAGUGAAGGCCCUCUGAACUUUGCCCCAACCUAUAAGUACGACACAUUCAGUGAUGACUAUGAUACCAGUGAUAAAGGUCGCACUCCUGCUUGGACAGACAGGGUGCUGUGGAAGGUGAAGGUUGUCAAGGAUCCAGAAACUGAAGAAGAGCUUAGUCAUGGACAAGUAAAAUUGUUGAUGUACACCAGAGCAGAGUUGCGGACAUCAGACCAUAGACCUGUUGUUGCGCUGUUUGAUGUGGACACCUUGGUGACCAUAGAAGAAAAGAGAAAUGCAACUUUGAGCAAGGUCAUCAGCGAGCAAGGUCCACCAGAUGGCACGGUUGUCAUUUCUACAGUCACAGGAGAGGAGUUGUCAGAUGAGGCUGUCGAAGACAUUGUCACCAAAUUCAGAGAAGUUGGAGAUAUUGUGAUUGUCAGAUUUGUUGGCUCCGACAUGUGGAUUCUGUUCCAGUAUGGCCAGUUUGCACUUGAAGCUUUACAGUUUGAUCAGCAGCAGUUCGCAGGAACCACAAUCAGAGUAAGACUAAAAACUACAGAGUGGAGAAAUGAAAUAGAAAAGGAGUUGAACCUCUGCUCCAGCUCCUCUGGGGCUCUCUACAACCAGUUUUCCAACUCCCUGCUCGGAGAUGAUUUCAGUGUGCCAUCUAUGGAGUUUGAUAUGGAAGAAGAUGAGGGUGAUGAAACAGCAGAUGUGGAGGUUGAGAAUACUCUUCAAGCAAACUCAGCAGCUUCGGGGACCAAUACUCAUUCAGGGCACAGCAGUCCUGCCUUACAGGGAGAAAUUCCUGGUGGCCCUCCAACAAAUCCACCUCGUCCUGUUGCACCACCAGCCCACUCCACAGGUACGCAGCCCAGAGCUCCAUCUCCAGGAAUGGGUUGGGAUGGCCAAGUGGUGAGGGAUGUCACGCCUCAGUUCAGAGCUUCUCCUGUGCCAGAGAACAAACAACCCCCUGCCAGGCCUAGUGCUCCCCCUGUGAAGCCUCCUCCACCACAGAGACCACCUGGGGGCCCGCCUAAACCAUCUCCAACCCACAGCGCCAGUGGACUUUCCCAGCCAUCUGCUUCAGGUGCCCCAAACAAGCCGGUACCUCCCAGGAUCAGACAGCCUUUGAGGCCUGCACCUUCUGACAAGUCGAAGGCAAAGAAGUCUCAAAAGAUUGGCCAGAUUGGCCUACCAACUAAUGUUACCCAUCACGGUCAUGCAUCAAGCAUAGAGGAAGCUCAGGUUCUCAUUCAGAAACUGCUAAGCACCGAAAGUGAGCAGAAAUCGACAGGGAUACCGCUUCCUACUCCGUUAAUUCCCUCAAAGUCAGAGACCAACUUGAGUGCUGUGGCCGGUGGUCUUCUAGCACCAAAGGUUUUGCCCAGAAGUCACACAGCUCAAGAAAUUGGAGAUAAUGCUCACUCGCUGCAGCCACAACCAGUUCCAAGACAGCGUAGCGUGGACAACAUACAUUCAGGUCAUACAGGAACUGUGCCAUCAGACAACAUAAGUGAUACAACCUCAUCUUCCAGACCACGACCUACACCACGCGUGCAGAGCAGUAUUAUCGAUGGCGAUAGUCUUUCAGAUUCUGUCCAUUCACGUAACCCUCCUUCUCCAUCACACCGACCAGGAAGUGUACAGAUGAGUGCCACAGCAGCAAAUGGACAGACUGUGCCAUUUCGAACAGCACCUCCACUUCCAGAAACUAAACCUGCCCCUCCACCAACUGAGCUGAAGCAUCCCACAGCCAUUCCAGCAUCCGCUGCUGCUCCUACUCCACCUGCACGCCCAUCUAGACCCUCAGAAAAAGUUGUAUCCAAACCCUCAGAACCAGUUGAUUCAUUUUCCACAUCUUCUAGUGGCCAGUUAGGCUCUCAUUUGUUAGACAGAGAAAAUAGCAUAACUGGGAAAGCACAUGAAGAUUCAGAUCCUUUUAACACGGAGUUUGCCAGAUUUCCUCCCACUGCAUUCCGUCCACAGCCUAGCUUACCUGAUCCCUUUGAUACCAGGCACAUUUCCAACAGAACAGAAGUAGCUGUGGCUUCAGACCAGGCCAAUAAGAAAUCCAUUCCUGAUCCAUUUAACACAGAUCAUGUAGCCCAGAACUCCCAAGCUUUUGAUGAUCCUUUCCUCACUACCAGUCAUCCUUUCAACCACCCGUCUUCUGAUGCUCAGAAUACAAGCUCUUCUGUGGAUAGUUUAACCCUUUCUGAACAAAGCUUGUCUCUUCCUAGUGCAACCAGCAAUGACUUUGACCAGUCUGAAUCUUUUGGAGAAUCUGCAUUUCAGGCCCCGGAUAUGAGCCCGCCACCCUUACCUUCAGACAUAGGUGCUCCCAGAUUUACACCCACACCUGUAGGUUUAUCAUGCCCACUUGAAGAUCCUCCUCCAGCCCCAGCAGGUUGUCCACCAGCUCUGCCUGCUCCCAACAGACCAGGUGGGGUGCCGCCACCUGUGCCGAGACGGCCAGUUUAA
Molecule: messenger RNA, 2971 nt
Organism: Candidula unifasciata
Lineage: Eukaryota; Metazoa; Mollusca; Gastropoda; Stylommatophora; Geomitridae
Source: the annotation of a GenBank genome assembly